Helianthus annuus (common sunflower) is the source of this 2645-nucleotide messenger RNA. RefSeq lists its product as uncharacterized. NCBI's taxonomy places the organism in Eukaryota, Viridiplantae, Streptophyta, Magnoliopsida, Asterales, Asteraceae. Bases 226 to 2439 code for a protein of 737 amino acids. The transcript is spliced from 4 exons. The record is from RefSeq and is a predicted model, not a curated record.
CUUCUUCUUCACAACCUAAUCAUCUCACGUUUCCCCAAAACCCCAGCCCAUGCUCAUCCUCUCCCAAAUUACCUGCUACACUUUCCUGUCUUCUUCUCCAUCUUACAAUCCCUGUAGCUUUCACAAUCAUAUCAAUAUUCAACACCACGCAGGCUUCCAUUGGAUGCAAACAAGAAGCAGCAAGAUCUUUUAAUCAUGAAUAUGGUAUAGUUUUUAAGCAUUAAGAUGGAAGAUCCAGAAUCAGAAUGGAAGAUUCAAGAAUAUUCAUCUUCUGAAGAAGAUGAUGAAGAUGAUAAACCUACUGUGGUGAGACGGAUCUUGAGCAACGGAUAUGUGAUCGGAAAAGAGUUCGUAAUCACCGGGAUCUUCAUCUCAUCUGCACCACUAGUUGUUCCACCACUCGUAGUUGUUUCAGCCAUUGGGUAUGCCUUUACAGUUCCCUUUGGGGUUCUUUUUGCAAGCUAUGCCUGCACUAAUAAGAUCAUGAGCAUGUUGCUACCAACCCCAUCAUCGCCACUGAGGCUGGAAUAUUAUAGUGGUGAAGUUCAACAAGAAGAUGAUGACUGUAAAUUAGGGUUAGGGUUAGAUGUUGUUGUUGAAACAAAUGAAGGUGAUUAUGGUGCAGAAGUUGAUGAUUUUGUUACAGAGAGAGAGGACAAUGAACUAGUGGAGGAUGUGAAUCAAGAGGUUCAUGAGACAGAGAUGGUGUUCGAGUUGGGUGAUGAUUAUAGACAACCAGAUGAUUAUGGUCCAGAAGUAGAGGGUUAUGUUACAGAUAAAGAGGACAAUGAACUAGUGGAGGAUGUGAAUCAAGAGGUUGAGACUGAGAUCGUAUUCGGUUUUGGUGAUGAUUAUAGACAAGAAGGGGAAACUUUGAUUGCGAACGUGGACGAAGAUGUGGAUGAAAGGGAAAUGGAAAUGGAAAUGGAAAUGGAAGAUGAUAUGCUUCAAAGAGUAAAUGACACCGAGGAGAAAGAAAGAGAGCCGAUGGAGGAUGUAAAGCAAGGAGUCGAGCUGAGGCCGUGUUUUGACGUGGCCGGUCAUGAUGAUCAAGGGUACGAGGAGGAUGCUGGAGAGUAUCUAGAGGGAAAUGAUGAUGGUUUAGAGGAAGAACCGAAGGGGGAGGUCGAUGAAAGCGAAAGUGAUACACAGGAAGUGAAUGAAGAUGCAAUGUUAAGGGACGAAGGAUGGGUUGAUAAUACGGUUGAAGAUGAUUGCAUUGUUAGUGAAAGUGCUUCUGAUGUAGCUUUUGGAGAUGUUGAGGAUGUAGGGACGACCAUACCGGUUACAAGUGGAAGUGCUUCUAAUGUAGUUUUUGGAGAUGUUAAGGAUGUAGGGGCAACCAUACCGGUUACAAGUGGAAGUGCUUCUGAUGUAGAUUUUGGAGAUGCUAAGGAUGUUGAAACUACCAAACCGUUUACAAGUGGAAGUGCUUCUAAUGUAGUUUUUGAUGAUGUUAAGGAUGUUGAAACAACUAAAUCAGUUACAAAUGAAAGUGUUUCUGACGUAGUUUUUGGAGAUAUCAAGGAUGUUGAAACAACCAAACAGGUUACAAGUGAAAGUGCUUCUGAUGUAGUUUCUGGAGAUGUUAAGGAUGUUGGGUCAACCAAACCGAUUACAAGUGAAAAUGCUUUCAAUGUAGUUUUUGGAGAUGAUACAGAUGUUGAAACAACCGAACCGGUUACAGUUAUAGAGAUCGAGUCGGAGAAACUUGUAGAGAAAGGAAGUAAGAAUGACGAGCCUGUAGGUGAGAUGCGCCAUGUUGUGAUUUUAUCGGACGGAAAUGAAGAAAAUAAUUUUAAUUCACGAGUAGUAGACGAGUUGGAUCUGGUGGCAAGAGAAGUGGUAGGAGAUGCCAACGAAUAUGAAAGGAGCAUCGAGUCUGAUGAAAAGGUACUCAGAGAAAGUAUGGGAACUCAGGAGAACAAUGGUGGUGAUGCAUCUACGGAUGGAAGCGAAGAUGCCAUCAUGAGAACAAUGGAAGAACAUUUGAUUCAUUCAAAUGCAGAUGCACAGGAAAUCGGGGAGGAGAACAAUAAUUUGGAAGUUGGUAAUGAAGUGAAGGAAAAUGCUGCUGAUGACAGUGUAAAAUAUACGGACAAGGAAAAUGCUGCUGAUGACAAUGGUAAUGAAGUGAAGGAAAAUGUUUCUGAUGAUGUCUUGGAGCGCACACCCUCAAAACACAACACGGACAAUGCAAAGGUCGUGUAUAAGAAAAUGCCAUCCAGAGAGGAUAAUUUGGAUGAUGAGAAGAUUUGGGAAAAAAUUGGGGCAUUGAGGACAAUAGUGGGAUACCAAACCCCUAGUCAGCCAACGUGUAUAGGGGAACUAAAGGCUCUUUAUGUGUUUACGGGUGUUGAGCCACCAGCCUCAUUCGAAGGUGAUUCAGAUCUGGAUGCUAAGCUCAAGUUCCUCAUGGCGAUUGUGGGAGUCAAGUAACUAGUGCCUGUCGAGUGCCGGAAUGUGUACCUUGUUCUAUUCUUGUUGCUUGGUUUUAGAACUCUCCAUAAAUUGGACUGCUGGUUUGUCUACAUAAUGUUCGUUACUUUGAUUAGUUAUGACUUGUGUGUUUGAAUCUUUCAGUUAUAUGUUUGAACUUCUUGUGGGUGAUUUUAUAAUAUAUAAUAUGGUAUGGGGUUUUAUCA